GAGUAGGCGGGUCUGCGUCUCUGCAGCUCAGCAUCACUCGCUCCGACUCUCGCUCUUGCUCUCGCUCCAGCCGUCGUCGUUGCCGUUACCGCAGCCGCAGCCGUAGCCGUAGCAGCAGCAGCCGCCGCCGCCAUGGUGCGCAAACUCAAGUUCCACGAGCAGAAGCUCCUGAAGAAGGUGGACUUCCUGAACUGGGAGGCCACCGACCACAACCUGCACGAGCUGCGCGUGCUGCGGCGCUACCGCGUGCAGCGGCGCGAGGACUACACUCGCUACAACCGGCUGAGCCGCGCCGUGCGGGACCUGGCGCGCCGCCUGCGCGACCUGCCCGAGCGCGACCCCUUCCGCGUGCGCGCCUCGGCCGCGCUGCUGGGCAAGCUGUACGCCAUGGGGCUGGUGCCCACGCAGUCGUCACUGCAGCUCUGCGACACCGUCACGGCCUCCAGCUUCUGCCGCCGCCGCCUGCCCGUCGUGCUGGUCAAGCUGCGCAUGGCCCAGCACCUGCGCGCCGCCGUCGCCUUCGUGGAGCAGGGCCACAUCCGCGUGGGCCCGCACGUGGUCACCGACCCCGCCUGCCUCGUCACUCGCGCCAUGGAGGACUUCAUCACCUGGGUGGACUCGUCCAAGAUCAAGCGCCACGUGCUCGACUACAGCAACGAGCGCGACGACUUCGACCUGGACGCGUAGACGCCGCGGGCGCCGGGCGGGGGUCGUCGGGAGCAGGUGCAGGAGCGGCUCCGAGAGAGACUGUGUUCGAAGUCCCUUUCAUUUCAGAAGAAGGCCGCCCGCCCCCGAAGCAGCAGCAGCAGCAGCAGCCGCCGCCGCCGUCUCCUCUUCGUUUAUUGAAUAAACACGGGCUGCGUGCCCCAAUUCAUGCGUGACCCGA
This is a messenger RNA of Dromiciops gliroides (monito del monte), 886 nucleotides long. It is a transcript of the gene IMP3, whose product is annotated as IMP U3 small nucleolar ribonucleoprotein 3. Gene Ontology annotation, cellular component: small ribosomal subunit; Mpp10 complex; small-subunit processome. Gene Ontology annotation, molecular function: snoRNA binding; rRNA binding; structural constituent of ribosome. The record is from RefSeq and is a predicted model, not a curated record. Lineage: Eukaryota; Metazoa; Chordata; Mammalia; Microbiotheria; Microbiotheriidae. Gene Ontology annotation, biological process: rRNA processing. Bases 133 to 687 code for a protein of 184 amino acids. The transcript has a single exon.